AUGGCUGACUACGACCGUGACCGCCGGCAUAACAACCACAGGGGAGGUGGAGGUGGAGGUGGAGGUGGGCGCAAGCGCCGCUAUCGAGAUGACGAUGAUUACGAUCGCCGACCCCAGCGACGCAGAUACGAGGAGCCGCUCUUCGUUCAGGUCCGGCGCCAACUGCUUACGAUUGCCGAAUCUGCUGCGCGCAGAGUUGAAGACGAUAUUGUCGGAAUCGCCAAGUCUGUAGCGGACCAUUAUGAAGAUGAGGAGCUACGUGAUACCCUGGUUAACAUCUCUCUCGACCUCGUUCUGGAGCAGCCUAUGAAAAUUCCUUUCGUUGCCGCGGUCACCUUGGCCACUCACAACCUCAAGCCGGAGCUCAGCGCGGAGGUGCUCAAGAAGGCUAGCGACCUCCUGCAGAAACACAUUGACUCGGGAUCAUGGCGCGAGGUCAAGCUACUCAUUCGAUUCCUGGGCAGCUUGCAACCUAUAUUUGAGGGUGAUGGUAUUUUCCCGCUUCUGGAGGAGUUCUUCGCCCGGGCGGCUGAUCUCCAAUCCGCCUCUUCCGAGGAUCUUCUCGGUUUGGAACUCGUCAAAGUCAUCCUAUUCACGAUCCCGUACGUGAUGUCUUCUCCCGCGACUGGCUUCGAAGCCCAGGCCUCGGCCCUUCUCGAGAAAACCGAUAUCAUCGCAUCGACUCCCCACGCUCUGGUCGACCUGGUCAAUACAUUCAGCCCGGACGAGAACAAGGAAGCCGCGGGUCCCAGUGUGAUCGGCUUGAUGCAAAGCCAACUACAAGCCGAAGCUGGUCAAGGCUGGGAGUUGAAGUGUCUGCCUCGUCCUUGGAAAAGCGUACAAGAAGAGAGCGAGGAGCAGAAGCCCUUCGAAGUCGUGACCAAGGUUCCUUUCCCGCAGAUCACCGUUCCGAGCCCUGUUCCCAAUGGCCCUCGGCCGCUUUUCCCGGAGGUCUAUCUCUCGGUAUACGCUGAACAAGAGAUCUACACGGUACCUCCAAUCUCGGAUAUCACAUCUUCUAUCGUGAGAGAUGCUUUGGUAGAUACUAUUAACCUGCUUGACUUCAACCGAGUUGCCACAGCCAAGUAUCUCAUUGAUAUUGACUGUUACUUCACUCCUUACACAUUCGUCAAGCGUGCGACUCCGUUCGACCGCAUGCGUGAUCUGGCUGGCGAAGGACAGUCCUGGAAGCCUGAGGAUGUGGCUGUGGAUGCAGUUUUCUCUCAAUUGUACCAGCUGCCGACUCCGGAGCACAAGCUCGUUUACUACCAUUCGGUUUUGACCGAGUGCUGCAAAAUCGCCCCUGCCGCUAUUGCGCCGAGUUUAGGCCGUGCUAUUCGGUAUCUCUAUAACCAUCUUGAAACCAUGGAUCUGGAGCUCAGUAACCGUUUCCUUGACUGGUUCGCCCACCAUCUGAGCAACUUCGGCUUUACGUGGAAGUGGAGCGAAUGGGUUGACAAUCUCGAACUCCCCGCUAUCCAUCCUAAGAUGGCUUUUAUUCACGGUGCUCUUGAUAAGGAGAUCCGCCUGAGCUUCGCGCAACGCAUUAAGGGCACGCUUCUGGAGCCUUACAUCCCCUUGAUCACCGAAGGCAAGGAGAAGGAUACUCCCGAGUUCAAAUAUCUGUCAGAGAUGACCCCAUACUCCAAGGAGGGCCAAGAACUUGGCCAACUCAUCAGGAAGAAGGCCAGCGACGACGAGAUUCAGCCCGUGAUCGCAGCCAUCGAGGAACAAGCCCAGGGCCUAGGCGUAGAGGAUCCCAAGGUCCCCUCAACCGACGCCUUCGUCACAGCCAUCUGCUUCGUCGGCUCCAAAUCCCUCUCCCACGUCCUCUCCUGCAUCGAGCGCAACAAGGACCGACUCCUAUCCAUCGGAGCCGCCUCCCACCAAGCCCGCGGCCAAAUUAUCACUUCCGUAAUGGAAUACUGGGCCGACCAACCAGGAAUCGCAAUCAACAUCAUCGACAAACUCCUAAACUACACAAUCCUAUCCCCGCUCUCUGUCCUAGAAUGGGCACUGAACGAAAAUAUCGCCGCAGGAACAAUCCUCUCAAAGCCACACAUCUUCGAAAUGAUCUCCGCAACCGUGGGCAAAGUCACGAACCGCAUGCGCCAGAUCGUCGCGGCCCGCACUCAACCCGGUCUCUACGAGCCGCAGCUAAGUGUUCUCGAAGAAACGCUUUCCCGCGAGCGCGUCGAGAUGCAGGCCUUGUUUAAGUUCAUCGAGGAUGCUAUUGUUUCCGUUGCCGCGGGGAGUAAUGAUGAACAGAUGGAGCGGGGCGAUGGGUCUGGGGAUCUUCCUGAGGAUGCUAUUAUUCGUCAGUGGGGUCGGAGAUGGCUGCGCGUUUUUAGGAGAAAGGCUGGCGUUGAGGAGGCUUUUAUCAAUGAUGCGUUGGCUAGUGCUACGCCUGUUGGGACCGAGGCUCCUGCUCUGACUCAGGAUGGGGAUGAUGGGGAUGUUCAAAUUGGUGAUGCUGAUGCUAUUGCCGAUGGCCAAUGA
Penicillium waksmanii is the source of this 2499-nucleotide messenger RNA. Its product is annotated as NCBP1 family protein. Gene Ontology annotation, biological process: nuclear-transcribed mRNA catabolic process, nonsense-mediated decay; mRNA export from nucleus. Bases 1 to 2499 code for a protein of 832 amino acids. The transcript has 7 exons. The record is from RefSeq and is a predicted model, not a curated record. Gene Ontology annotation, molecular function: mRNA binding; RNA cap binding. Gene Ontology annotation, cellular component: nuclear cap binding complex; nucleus. NCBI's taxonomy places the organism in Eukaryota, Fungi, Ascomycota, Eurotiomycetes, Eurotiales, Aspergillaceae.